Oncorhynchus keta (chum salmon) is the source of this 2830-nucleotide messenger RNA. RefSeq lists its product as uncharacterized. The transcript is spliced from 11 exons. The record is from RefSeq and is a predicted model, not a curated record. Lineage: Eukaryota; Metazoa; Chordata; Actinopteri; Salmoniformes; Salmonidae. Bases 1 to 1233 code for a protein of 410 amino acids.
AUGUGGCAGCCUAAUAGAGUUUACCCAGGAUCGGAUCCACUCUUUGCGUCUGUGGACUACACCUCUCCGUUCUUCGUGGCCUUUCUCCGCUGGAGAUCUAUUGGCGGAUUGGAUUGUCUGACUGACUACAACCUUUUUGUAUACGAUGCUGCCGGUGUUGCGGUUAAAGAAAGUUGUGCAGAUUUGGUUCCCACUCCCACUAUUUUAUUGUCCCCUGGGUACAUCAAUGUAGCUACACCUGUUACAGUACGCUGUGAGUCACCAAAAGGCACAGAGUGCAAAUUCUACAAAGAUCACGACCCCAACCCUAUAAGGAAACUGGAAUACAAGCAGGGUGCUUGCCAGUUCAAGUUGUUCUGGAAUGAGUUCAAAAGGUGGAAGAAGACUGAAGUAGAUCUCAGCUGUGUAAUUCUACAGAACAGAGAAGAUGAAACGAUCAAAACCUCAAAACGUAGUGAUGCUCGAAGACUUAAUGUGGGUGAUCCAAUUGGAAAGCCCAGUGUUCAUGUGUUGAAGAUUGGGAAAUACCUCAAUCUUCGAUGUGAGGCCAAGGCUGGCACCUCUUGCUACUUUUAUCUGAACAAUGGUGACUCACACUUUAAAAAACUACCCUACAAAGACAAUGUCUGUUUGGGGAGAGUGACAGAAGAGGAACUGCAGAGGAAGAGGAGCAGUGCUGGAGAGAUCUUCAUCACCUGUGCUGUGGAGCUGGUGGUAGAGGGUGAAGAUACUGUGACAUCACAGCAUAGUGAACCCCUCGGUAUCACCAUAGAUGUUAUAAAUCCUCCAGGAGCUACUAGUUCCCCAUCAACGUUCAGUUUAAUCAUAACUGGUCAGGAGAAGACAAGCAGCAAUGUCACACCCCAAGGAAAAGGUACAAGGUUCCACGUCGUCAUCAGUCUGGGUACUUGUUCCCUUUUCCUGGUUCUUCUAGCUGGGUGUGUGCUGUGUGUUCUCCAACGCAAGUGUGGGGUUCAAGGCAGGCCUGUAAAUACUGGAAGCCCACCUGAACAGCAAGACCAAACCCCACCAUGUGUCUAUUCUGUAAUCACAAAGCCUUCUAAGGAUGAGGAAGAGGACACUAGUCUGCAAUACGCUACAGUGACAUAUACCGGUGACCGAGCUAGUCAUCAAUAUGCAACAGUGACAUCUACCGGUAACCAAGUUGAACCUGGGCGCACCAAGAUCAAGUUUGAAAUAGCUGGAGAGUACGCCCUCUUAGCAGAAUCAUAGAAGAAGAAACAUUUACUGGAUAACAUGUUUGCCAUAGUUUACAGUUACAAUCCUAUAUUUUGUUUUCAUAUUGGACCAUAAUUUACUCAUAGUACAAAAACAAAUCCUGCCACAACAUCAAAUACUAAAGAUAUCUACUCCUUUCUGAAAACAAGCAUCUUCAACUAUUUGCAUUUUAGGUUCAAUGAAAUAAAUGAAAAGUACACUGUCUGAAACAUAAAAUAAAUAUUUUCCUUAAUUGAGUUACCCAAUCUAGUCAGCAGUCACCAAUCUAUUUCACUCCUUGACAAGAGUCAAUAUAGACUAAAAGCCACAAGAGGGUAGAAUACAUGUCAAACUUUGCUUGUUACAUCUCUACAUCUCUCUCUACAUCUCUCUCUUUAACCAUGUCUGGUGUAUAUUAGUUUUCAGUGGUGGAAAAAGUACUCAACAAACAUACUUAAGUAAAAGUAAAGAUACCUUCAUAGAAAAUGACUCAAGUAAUAGUAAAAAUCACCCAGUAAAAUUCUACUUGUGUAAAAGUCUAUAAGUAUUUGAUUUAAAAUAUACUUCAGCAUCAAAAGUGAAUGUAUAACUCCUUUCAAAUUCCUUAUAUUAAGCAAACCAGAAUGCACAAUUUUCUUUUUUUACAGAAGGCCAGGGGCACACUCCACCACUCAGCCAUCAGUUACAAACAAAUCAUGUCAGUUCAGUGAGUCCGCCAGAUCAGAGGCAGUAGGGAUGACAAGGGAUGUUUGGUUGAUAAGUGUGUGAAUUUUACCAACAGGUCCUGUGUAUAUUUCUAAAAACAUUUUCGAGAGCAUGUGAAGAUAGUCGUCCCCGAAAGCAUUUCUCAUUUCCAUAUAUCCUGUUUCACUCCUCUCUCUGCAUUAUACAUAAUAACAGGUGGCAGGUUUAAGGAACUCUUAACCGUGAUCCAAUGAAUGUGCUGCUGGUGCCUUGUGUGAGUUAUGUAUUAUUCAUAAUAUCAUUAUUGUACUGUAUAAUAAAAUGUUAAAUAAUUGACUUCCAUAACAAUAUCCCUAGUUGUACUUUUGGUCGGAAUGACAAUGAACGACAUUUCUUGUCGUCUCUCUUGACCUACAGUUAACAGAUGCAGGUGAGUUUCUCCCCUUCUCUUGCUUGUUUUGUCAUUCAACAUUAGGGAUGUACUUGUGUGAUUUGCAUGGUAAUCAAAGGCUGGGAAAUAAAUGUUGCGCUCUAAAGAAGGGACUAAUCUUGCAUGUUGAAUUUGUUUUAGAACGGACACAAAUCGUUGUUUUUUUCACUACGAUGGUAUCAAACCUAUCUUUCCUCAACUACCUCUCUCUUUCCUCAACUACCUCUCUCUUUCCUCAACUACCUCUCUCUUUCCUCAACUACCUCUCUCUUUCCUCAACUACCUCUCUCUUUCCUCAACUACCUCUCUCUUUCCUCAACUACCUCUCUCUUUCCUCAACUACCUCUCUCUUUCCUCAACUACCUCUCUCUUUCCUCAACUACCUCUCUCUUUCCUCAACUACCUCUCUCUUUCCUCAACUACCUCUCUCUUUCCUCAACUACCUCUCUCUUUCCUCAACUACCUCUCUCUUUCCUCAACUACCUCUCUCUUUCCUCA